Protopolystoma xenopodis is the source of this 501-nucleotide messenger RNA. Lineage: Eukaryota; Metazoa; Platyhelminthes; Monogenea; Polystomatidea; Polystomatidae. The record is from the annotation of a GenBank genome assembly.
AUGUCUGAUCGAUAUUAUGCAUACGAAACAAGGCAGCACUGCGAUAGGGUUCUCGAAUGGCUGAACAAACUGGCCCUAGACCGAUGGGACGUGACCACAAUGCCGAGUGGGGCUCAGCCCGUCUGGGCGCAGUUGUCGAGCCAACGAACCGAUCAAGGCAGGCGCAGCUCGUCUGACGACCUCGUUGGUGCCGAGGUCGAACAGGACACUCGGCGCGGCGCAGUAGAAGACGCUAGUAUGUGUGUAAGUGCGGCUAGACUCGAUGAGGCCGGCCUCGUAUCGACCCGUCUCCGAUUCAAACGGUCCACGAGGCCCUGCCGUCUGGACGAAAUGGCAGCAGAAACUGUCACGUCGAGGGCCUUUCGACCUGCCAGAGUCCACGUUCGCCUGGGCUGGAGUCUGUUCGAGUCUGUGGCUAGUCUUCACGGCCCCGUCGACAAUGAAAAGGGCCAAGGGUGUCCACUGAAGACUGCAAAAAACAUGCUAGCUCUUGGUAUAUGA